UACCUGAUCAUAAUCAGCCCGUUCGCCGUGCGGGCUUAACGGAUCGGUUUAAAAUACUCACGAGAGGACGCUGGAUCACAUGCGUCAUGCCUCCCAAGGCAAUGCACCUAAAAUUUAUGGUUGACGGCGGCUAGUGUAGCCGGGCGAUCACAUUUGCACAUUUCUGCAGUCACCGUUCAUUCACAUGACAGCUUUGAGCCGACUUUUGGAUGGAAUACGUUGCAGUCGCUCGUCGUAGCGCUUGAAGUAUCUUGAAUUAUCAAAUCAGUCGCCUGAGCGGUGUGCUCAGGGACCGCGUGCAGCGAAUGCCCAACUCCAGGAAUUUGUGUAACAUCCUGACGGACAUCGGCAUACGCUUCCGAUGACGAUCGCACUGCGGUCAGAUCACGGCAGAUCUCGCAAAAAGGCGUCUGGUUUUGUAGCACUUCACAGGAGGCUGGGUAGGUAUCGCCUGUAGCUACUCGGGCACGAUGCGUUCCAGAUGUGGACAAACCGACAUGAAUGUCCCAUAUUCGCAUCGAUCAUGUGGUAACGCAGAGACGUGGAUCGCUGUCGGAACCAACAUUCCUGAUGCGCUGGCAUAUCGCUUCAAUCAAGUAUCGUCUCAUCAUGCUUCUUAUGGGUGGAAGCAGCUCCGUGUACAUAUUGAGCGUGCCGUGCUCUCAAUAUUGUCGACUGUGGGAGGUCAUCUCCUGCCCAUCUGCCGGAUUCGCCGUGACGAAAUCCAGUUUCUUGUUCAUCUGCAAGCCCUUGGAGUGCUUCACCAAUUCGAUCACGCCGACUCGUCCACGAGCCCAUCGCGACAACUCUUAUUACACAUAAGUGCUCAUUGCAGCCAAAUCACAACCCUCAGCCUCCGAUUCACAUCGGACCGUUCAUCAUCUGAUAUCUGCCUGACUAGCACCCGCACUUCUUCUUGAGACCAUCCGCGAAGCCUUCGACGUCAUGGAUGGCAUGCGAUCUACUGUCCCGACUUCAUCUGGUACUGCCCUCACAAUGCCCAAUCUUCAAGCGAGCCGCGGAACAUCGCAGACUCAAGGUCGCUGCAGCUCCCUGCAGUUAUAUAUCAAUCUGGCACCGAAGGACGAUCCGUGGAAUGAAUUCACAUGGAGAGGCAAAUUGAAUGGUGAUGUCGAGUCAUCGUCUCAGGAAAACCGGUCAAUGAAAUCUUCUCUGUGACCAGAACGAUUGCAAGCGGAUGAAAUGAUGGAAUCUAUUCGCUAUUGCAAAAGAUAGCAGGGUUACAAUGUGGGAAGAGCUGUGCUCUGUGCUUGCUGAAGUCGAGGAUGACUAACGUAGCC
Molecule: messenger RNA, 1301 nt
Organism: Dissoconium aciculare CBS 342.82
Lineage: Eukaryota; Fungi; Ascomycota; Dothideomycetes; Mycosphaerellales; Dissoconiaceae
Exons: 1
Coding region: 471-920 (149 amino acids)
Source: RefSeq, a predicted model, not a curated record